UCACUGGAAGGAAAAUCAAUAUUCAUGCCAUCAGGUUGGAGGCUACCCAGGCAGAAUAUGAGGUGUUACUCCUCCACCUUGAAGUGGCCUCCUCUUGGCGCAGGAGAAGGUCAUGAACAGAUAUGUCAGAAUGGGAAUGGGGAUGGGGAUCGGAAUUGAAAUGUUUGGCCACCAUAGAACCCAUUUAAGGAAAAUCCCCAAACAACGAGGCCAUCAAACCAGCAAAAAAAGAAUGAAUCGCACAAACAACAACAAAGUCAACAUAUAACACAAAGCAUUAAACGUCAAACCGCUGAGUGCACAACCAUGAGCCAGGAGCCACGGCCACUGAGUCAGUCAGUUCAGUGCUGUGUUAAUGGCAGCAGGCCAGCAUCGCUGAUCCACUUCCGCACCAAAGUGCCUCUAUCAAAUUGUACCAACAGUCAAGUACGUUCAGCGCUGAGGACAUUAAACAUAAAGCCGCAGCCUAAGGAGAGUCCACAGCCACAAGCUGCGAGCCGGUGAGGUGAUGGAACCGUGCAGUUUGGUUGCCCACGACUCCUGCACGUUCUGGCGGCAGCAGCGAGAGGGCGACCGACCAAAUGCAGGCAAACGGCGCUGAUCCUCGUCGACUUUGAUCAGCGCGGAGUAGUGGAGAUGUCAUGGCGGCCCCCGUAUCACAGCUCCAAGUUCCGGCACGUGUACGGGAAGCCGGCCAGUAAGGAGAAUUGCUUCGAUGGGGUGGCCAUUACCAGGAGUGUCCAAGACAACUACUUCUGCUCCGUGAACCCGAAGUUCAUCGCCGUCGUGACUGAGUGUGCGGGAGGCGGGGCUUUCUACGUCAUUCCCAUCAAUCAGACAGGAAAGAUCGAUCCGCAUCAGCCGAAGGUCUGUGGUCACAGAGGGAAUGUAUUGGACAUCAAAUGGAAUCCGUUUGAUGACUACGUCAUUGCUUCCAGUUCGGAAGAUAACACGAUCAAGAUCUGGGAAAUUCCUAAACACGGCAUCACCAAAAACCUAACUGCUUCAAAGCAAGACCUCCAGUCCCACUCACGAAGAGUAGGAAUCAUAGAAUGGCACCCAACAGCCAGAGAUAUCUUGUUCAGUGCUGGAUACGAUUACCGGAUUAUUAUCUGGAAACUGAAUUCAGGAGAGUCACUGAUUAGAACCCCAGUGAGAAUUCUGGAUUGCCACAGAGAUGUUAUUCUCUCCAUGUCCUUCAACACCAAUGGCAGCCAGUUAGUGACUUCUUGCAGGGAUAAGAAGAUUCGAGUGAUUGACAGUCACACAGGAAAAGUUUUACAGGAAACUGGUUGCAUAUCUCACAGAACUGUCAAGGUUUUGUAUCUGGGCAACUUAAAAAUGAUCCUGUCGGCGGGAUAUUCCAGGUGGAACAACCGACAAAUCGUUCUCUUUCAUCAGGAUGACCUGUCUGUGCCUUUAAGGGAGGAGGAUUUGGAUGGGUCUUUGGGAGUGCUUUUUCCAUUCUAUGAUCCAGACACCCACAUGCUUUACUUGGCAGGAAAGGGUGAAGGUAAUAUACGAUACUAUGAACUAAGCUCCGAGAAACCUUAUCUUCACUUCUUGAUGGAUUUUCGCUCUUCACUUCCUCAGAAAGGAAUGGGUAUCAUGCCAAAGAGAGGCCUGGACGUCAGUGCCUGCGAAGUCUUCAGGUUCUACAAGUUAGUGACAGUCAAAGGCCUUAUCGAGCCCGUCUCCAUGAUUGUCCCUCGGCGGUCAGAUUCAUACCAGGAUGACAUCUACCCACUGACAGCAGGGGCACAGCCAGCAAUGACUGCGCAGGAGUGGCUAAACGGACUCAAUAAAGAUCCAAUACUCAUAUCCUUAAAGCCUGGUUCUAAUAACCAGCCGUGCAUUCUGGAGAAUAAAAGUACUGAGCUGCACAACAUGCCUGACUUCACGAGAAGAGAAUAUGUGAAUGCAACACAGCAAAAACAGGAACAACGAAACACACAGGAAGUCCAAGAGCAGAGAAAGAAUUUUAUAUCAAAUGGGUACGACCUGUCAGAGUGUCCACCCCCAAAAACGGAAAAUGAGCUUCUGCAGAUGUUUUACCGGCAGCAGGAGGAGGUUCGGAGACUACGGGAACAGCUGGCACAGAAGGAAGUCCGAAUCAAACAGCUGGAACUGGAGAUAAAAAAUGUUCGAUUCAGUUCCAUUGGUUACUGAUGAAGCAACAAGGAGGAGUGGGGAAGAAACUAUGGCAGAACAACUCGCCCUUAAAAUGGGCUCCCCAAGGGGCAGCAGUCUACUUGAAUAUAGUUAUAUUUUUUAUUGAGGGAAAAAAGAUGUUUAAUUUGUAAAACUUAACUUACUGUACAGGAUGUACACUUUUUUGUUUCUUAUUUAUCUUUUAUAUGAUAGUGUAAAUUGAUUUUUUUAACCCUGCUACUGGCUUUAAUAUGAUCUGCAGUUCAGAGCUUUACAAUCACAUUGAAUCUCAAUUACUCUGGUGGUUACUGUAGUUUUUAUGGUGCAAAAAUAUAAACACAUCUUUUAAUGCUUAAAAUCCAGUGGUUAAUUUAUACAUGUUAACCAGGGCUCUUGCAACGUUGAUAAGGAAUGAGCUAAAUGUUAUACCCAAAAGUUUGAAUUGGGUGAAGCAAAUUAUCUGCAAGGAUAUUGGUUGGUCUUUUAAAAAAAAUAUCUUAAGUGUUUUAUUAUAUUGCUUCUUUAUUAAAACAAGAGUUGUGGUGAUUUGGGAAAUUAA
This is a messenger RNA of Hypanus sabinus (Atlantic stingray), 2710 nucleotides long. RefSeq names its product coronin-2A-like. Gene Ontology annotation, biological process: actin filament organization. The transcript is spliced from 12 exons. NCBI's taxonomy places the organism in Eukaryota, Metazoa, Chordata, Chondrichthyes, Myliobatiformes, Dasyatidae. Bases 637 to 2169 code for a protein of 510 amino acids. Gene Ontology annotation, molecular function: actin filament binding. The record is from RefSeq and is a predicted model, not a curated record.